This is a messenger RNA of Diaporthe batatas, 2185 nucleotides long. RefSeq lists its product as uncharacterized. Gene Ontology annotation, cellular component: plasma membrane; SNARE complex. The transcript has 6 exons. Lineage: Eukaryota; Fungi; Ascomycota; Sordariomycetes; Diaporthales; Diaporthaceae. The record is from RefSeq and is a predicted model, not a curated record. The coding region runs from base 311 to 1597 and encodes 428 amino acids. Gene Ontology annotation, molecular function: syntaxin binding; SNAP receptor activity. Gene Ontology annotation, biological process: vesicle fusion; exocytosis.
CCCCAAGCUACUUGCAGCCUUCCUAAGCAUCGCACAAAGCCGUGCCACUCCCCUGUGCCUGACGACUGUUUUAGCAUCUUUGGAGCAUUGAAACCUCUCAGUUCAGGCCGCCAAAGUCCCCACCGCUACCCUUUCUAUUUAUCCCUGUCACCUCUCUCGAAACACGCCUCGGUCUCAACGCCCCUCCCAUCCCCUAUUUCAGGCCCUACAUUAACUCCGAGGACACUCCUGCACACUGACGCUGCCUCUACCAUCGCGACAGCCUUUCGCCAUCACAAGACCUGUAAUUUGACCGACGACAUAGCUCAACAUGGGUUUUCUGAGCAGGAAGAAGAAGGAACCAGUUGUGGAGGAGAACCCUUAUGCCAAUCCCAUCACGCCCUACCAGCAAGCCCGAAAUGACCUCGCUAAGGGUGCGAUGCCCGGUGGCCCCGGUGGUCUACCGUCGAACCCGCGCAUGAACUCGUACGGUUCCAGCCCUGCGCCUCCUCCCUACCAGAGCCCGGCGCCGGCGAGCAACAACAACCGCUUUGGAGAUAAUAAAUAUGGUAACCAGAAUGGGUACGGAUCGAACCGGUACGACAAUGACAACGCUUCAUCCUACAGCGCCAACUCGAGGCGUCCCGGUGGAUACGGCGGCUUUGGCGAAGAGGGAAACAACGAGCAGCUAUUCGGCGGUGCCGCUGGCCGCUAUGUGCCUCCAGAGCAGGGAUCCAAAGGUCCUGCUCCCUCCCAGUUCCAACCGAGUCGGUACAACAACGACAACUCGAAGGGCGCAUUACUUGGCAAUGCCCAAGAUCGAUACAAUCCGCUCCCUCCGUCUAACAGACAAGAGGGUCCGGCAGAGGACGAUGAGUAUGGAGGCUAUGGUGCACCUCGCGAGUUGACCGAGGAGGAAAAGGACGAGCAGGGAUAUCAAAAUAUCAGGUCCGAUAUCAAAAACGAGAGACGAGCCAUGGCAGACACCGCCGACCGCAUAAACCAAACAGCCGACACUGCUCUUGACGCUGCUCUGCACGGUUACGCUGAGCUUGGAGCGCAAGAUGAUAGACUGCGACGAGCGGAUCAAAACCUGAACUCAGCUGCGGCAUACAGUCGAGUUGCCGAGGACAAGACAAAGGAGCUCAAAAACAUCCAAAGCAUGUUCUCCGUCUUUUCUCAUACCUCGAACUCGAAAAUCAAGAAGCAGGACGCUGCAGUUCUUGAGCGACACCAGAUGGAAAAGAGGCAGCAAGAGGCUACGGCCCGCGGACAAUACAAGGCAACCGAAGAUAUGGAAGAGACAUUCAUGUCUGCCAACAAAUCCAAGCCUGGCUUGCUAGGAGCGAACGCCAACAAGAAGAAGUACGACUUCGUAGAUCUUGAGGACGGCGAGGACGAGGAUGAAUUGAGCGAAACAGAGAAGGACGACAUGCGAAGGACAAACGAUGCCAUGGAUGCAGUUCAGCAGAAGGUUCAAAGGAUGAACCUAAUCGCCAAGGGCAUGAACCGUCGCAUUACUGACCAGAACGAACUCUUGACUGAUAUGGCUCAGAAGAGCGAUGCUGUCGACGACCAUGUCCGUAUGAACCGCGAGAAGUUGAGCCGAAUCCGUUAGGACAACCAGCAUUAGGUAUCUGUGAAAGAUGGGCGCCUUCUUUCUACACCGCAUCAUCCUCGUCCGGGCAAGCCUUGUGGCCAGGCUCGAACCACUCCUCAAGCGUUGUUGGCAUUCACAGAGUUGUUUUGCUGGGGUCAUGAUUUGGUUCGCAAGCCGCGUUGUAGACGGCAUACGAAACGGUAGUUGUCGGACGGACUGGGCAACGAGUUUAGACUGUCAAUUGAGAUUGUGCCACAACAAGCAUUCACCGGUACUCUAAGAAAAGAGACUGUGUUGUCGUCUUUGUGCUUGACUGCAGUUUUGCGCAACGAGUCUGCCCCUGUCUCAAGAUCUUUGUCCGAGGCAUCGUCAUCAGAGCUAGGUACACGUAUCCAGGUGUUCAUGGAGUACUGAGCAUGUCUUCUUCAAGGCUGAGAUAUAAGGCGAAGCGCACAGUUUGCCAGAUAUGUGUAAACAAGUAUUUUCGGCGCUUAGUCUGCACAUCUGCCUUGGAAAGACCAUGUAGGUUGGAAGUAUUAAGUCUUUGGUGCGAUUCUUAUAGGCUCUCUUCACGAACCGGUAUGGCAUUACUAGAACAUGACUCCA